CCUCCACUGGAGUUACUCCUGGACUCGGUGCUGACUUUGGGUGCAGGCCUCCCUGUGAACCCAGCCGAGUUGGACUCCACCAUCCCGGCAGCCGCUGCUCCGCAGGCUCCUCCUGCCCCAACGAGCGCUGCUGCUGCCUCUGGCUCUCCACCUCCCCCCGCGGAGGCUCCUGCUGAGCCGGCUCGUCCUCAACCCGGGGACCCUUGGCUGUCUCAGGGUGCAAGGCCAAAGCGAGUGCCGUCUCCCACACUGGACUUCACUCCACACCCGAGGUUCAACAUACGGAGUUCCACCCCACGGUCCACAGCGGCUGUAAAGAGGAGGACCAGCCUGAAACCCCACUUCGAUCUCCAGCUGUCCUCAAGGUAUGAUGUGCUCAGUGUUGCAGAUUUUCCUCCGCUGCCAGGAAGGCUGGAUUCGGGCCCAGCUGAUGCCGGACGAAGUGCAGCCCCACCUCCGUCUGCAGCUGGGAAAGGGAGGAGGCACUGCUUCAAUAUUCAAAAACACACUGUGCCCAAAUGA
Xyrichtys novacula (pearly razorfish) is the source of this 522-nucleotide messenger RNA. NCBI's taxonomy places the organism in Eukaryota, Metazoa, Chordata, Actinopteri, Labriformes, Labridae. The record is from the annotation of a GenBank genome assembly.